CCUCGAAUCCCCUUGCUUGGCUCACAUCCACGGGGAUCUAAAGGAACCUGCCCAACCAAACGGGCAUGCUUUGACAGUGACGUCGCAUCUCCUCGCUAUGUCACCCUUACCGCCGUCGCCGCAGUCGCCGCCGAGCUCAAAAGCCCUCAGCGAGGAACGCACGAAAGCGCCCAAAGUAAUCCUCGAUCGUUUGCUCGCACUCUCGAACGACCUCGUCAUUGAGGGCGAAGUCACGCCUGUCCAGGCAUGGAAUCGCAUGCAGCGCGAGCCCUUGUUCGGCCGGUUGCGGCUAGGUGACCUGCGGUCUUUGGCGAAUCAGUUGCUGGAGACUGUUAAAUGUCAUGGAUAUGGCGCCGUAUUGCGAGGAGAUGUUUUUGAGCAUGUGCUUCGUCAGGCGCUUGCAGCAGCAGAAUCAAGGAACGCAUGACCCUGAGAUCAAAGAUUUCAGGCAGGAGCAAAAGAUCCUGGAGAUCUACUCUGCAGCUUCUUAACACAUGUAUAGCAACUCGCCGCAACUAGAGCGCCUCCACUGCGACUUGUGAAUCUAGUUUCUGUUUUGCGCCACUUCCUUCUUCCAACGUCAGAAUCUGAACUCAAACUGCAACAUGUAGCGAAGAGGUGCAAGCCGUCCGCCC
Thermothielavioides terrestris NRRL 8126 is the source of this 635-nucleotide messenger RNA. RefSeq lists its product as uncharacterized. Lineage: Eukaryota; Fungi; Ascomycota; Sordariomycetes; Sordariales; Chaetomiaceae. Bases 98 to 427 code for a protein of 109 amino acids. The record is from RefSeq and is a predicted model, not a curated record. The transcript has 2 exons.